Messenger RNA from Solenopsis invicta (red fire ant), 1488 nucleotides. RefSeq lists its product as uncharacterized. The transcript has 2 exons. The record is from RefSeq and is a predicted model, not a curated record. NCBI's taxonomy places the organism in Eukaryota, Metazoa, Arthropoda, Insecta, Hymenoptera, Formicidae. The coding region runs from base 311 to 1363 and encodes 350 amino acids.
UAUUCUUUUUAACUAGACGAUAUAUUCUUCUAAAAAAAAAUCAAUUAAGAUGUAUGAUAAAAUAAUCUGAAAUUCAAUCUUAUCUAUCAUAUUAAAUUUCAACGAAUUUAAUGACAAUUGAAAGACAGACCCCAUAUAUCCCCUCGGGACAUUUUUAUGAAAUCAGGUCAUCAGAAGUAGAGUGUACACGCGAGAGUGGUGGGGAUUACAUGCAUGUUGAAGCUGUGUAUAUAGAGAUCACAUCAUUACGUAUUUUGGUAGUUUACUUCUUAAUUUCAUUAGGUUCACAUCUCUUUGUCAAUCUUCGACAAUGGAGCUCCUCCAAUUUUUUACUACCGCUAUUCUUUUGUUAAGUACAGCAUCAGCGAAAACAUCUGUUCCAUAUCAGAGCAUUCAGCUAGCGUUUUCCAUUACGCCACAAUUGAUGUAUACAUCCGAAUCUAAUCCUGCUUUCAGUGGAUAUUCCUACACAACUCAGGAUUUUAAUGGUGGUGAAAGUAAUGUUAUUUUUACAACUGGCGCUGAUUCUGUGAGCAAAUUAAAGGCUGAAAUAAACUCAAUGAAAAUGCCAGAAUAUUCACAAAGUGACAAAAACCAAAAGGAUAUAAUAUCUUCGGAACAAAAAUCUAAAGCUGAGAAAGCUGAAGAAAAUAGGAACAAACACGAUCUUGACACUAAUAUUAAAGUUAUCAACAAAGAGAAAAAAUUUUCAAAAAAUCCUAAAGAAGAUAAUCUUCUCGAAUAUCAAACAAAUCUUCAGCAAGUCUCCUUAGUAGAUGGAUCUUAUUCUAUAUUUGCAGAAAAUUUACUGAAUCUUCCAGUGUUUCCAAGAUAUCAGAUAUCAUCAAAUGUGAUACAGAACCAAUAUUAUCCUCACAAUUCCUAUGCUAGCUUAGAACUACCUUUGCAUAAUUUUGAUUUUUAUAAUCCCACAGUGCCGCUAUUUUAUCAAGCAACAACAAUCAUUCCUGAUAGCAAUUCCAAGUUGGCAUCUACAAUUGAUAAAAAUAUGAAAGCAUCUAUGGAAUCACAUGUUGUUAAAAAUUCACAAACAAAAGUUACCAGCUCAGAAUCUAACAUGACAAAAUCUAAUAUAAUAGAAUCAAGAUUUAAUUUAGAAUCAACAACAAAUAAAAUCGAAGAAACACCAUCAAGUCAGACUACUAUCCCUACAAAGAAACUUGAAACCAUGAUCACAUCUGAGAAAAAUAGGGAAGAAAUUGAAUCAUCUAGUGAACCUAUAAAAAUAUCUCAGAAUACUGUUGAACAGACUACAGAUAACAAAGCAAAUAGUACUGAACUAACAAGUACAGAAAUGAGUCCCUUAAAGGAGAAAUCAAGUACUACAACAUCUAAAAGUUAAGAUGUGUGAGAUGUGUGAAUCAUUCCAACUAAAAUAUAAAUCCAUGUACACUAUAUGCUCUCUUGUUUGUAUCACGUUUAUAAUAAUAGAAUUUCUGAUAAAAUGCAAUAAAUCUUCUGCAAUUA